AGACACCUAGAAGGAAUGCAUGCGCCUAACAUUAGGACAGUCUGAAAGCUGGGAUGAAAUAUAGUUCAUGGAUACACACGCACCAUUGUGUUCUUUGAGGAUGGAAAUUCGGUGGUUGCGAAAGCGCCGGGGAUGUAAAACUAACGACAGCUCCCUGGAAGCUUUGAACAGCACGCCAACGACAGACAGAGUUUCGCUUUGGAUAGUUAUCUAUGAACAGAUUCUUUGAUUCAUCAUUUGUGAUGAAUGGCACAUCUAUGAGAAACCCAUACAGAUAUUCUCAACCAGACUUCAACAAUGAACCAAUGGGAUGAUGCCUGUCUCUUGGACCACUCUGGAAGAUACUGUGGGAGUAGAUUCAUCUUUGGGGAUGAAAUUAUGAAAGCCUGUUUUAACUAUUUGUUGAUGUUCUAGCCGAAACGACCCGAAUAUCCAAUGUGUUCAGAUACUUGUUUGCGCCAAUGGAAUAUGUUAUUAAUGGGAAAGGUGCCAAGGCAGUUUAGACUUUUUUUAGGGGGUAACACUUCCUGUAAGUAGACAUCACAUUUUAUUCAAUGAUUUGUAGAGGAGCUUUUUAGCCUUCGUGUCAUCGCAUGGUGCUGCUAAUUCCUCAGUGAUGCUGCGUGGUCCAGACAUGCUGAAGAGCCGCUGCUGCGUCCUAUUUGGUGACCUGAAGGUGCUGUUACUCCGGCCCCCGUCUCCGGUAACGGUAUUGAUCCCCAUGACCGGACACGUACCGGACAGCCAUGGGGUCCCUUCAGACGUCAGUGGACCGGACAACAACACGUUAAUGACCCAUCAGGGUCCGGGGGACAUACGGACUGCCCCGCCACCGGGGGGUGCUAGCGGGCCGGAGAGAGACAGACUGGCGGGGGGCUCAGGCUGGGUUGAUGCGGCAGAGCCAUCGGGGGUAUUACGCUGCAGCAGCUCCUCUGAUAGCUGGGCUAAGGACAAGCUGGAACAGAGGUUCUCCUUGUGCAGUUAUAGUGAGAGUGGCAGCCUCAGGACACCUGUCUGCAGGAUCUGCUUCCAGGGACCUGAAACGGGGGAGCUGCUGAGCCCAUGUCGCUGCAGUGGGUCGGUCCGCUGUAUCCACCAGCCCUGCCUCAUCAAGUGGAUCAGUCAGAGAGGAUCCUGGGCCUGUGAGCUCUGCUACUACAAGUACCAGGUCAUCAGCAUCAGCACCAGGAACCCGCUACAGUGGCAGUCCAUCUCCCUGGCGGUGAUAGAGAAGGUUCAGAUAGCUGCAGCGGUUCUGGGGUCUAUGUUCCUGGUGGCCAGUCUGUCCUGGCUGGUCUGGUCCUCCUUCAGCCCCUCGGCACGCUGGCAGAGACAUGACCUGCUUUUCCAGAUCUGCUACGGCAUGUACGGAUUCAUGGACAUCGUCUGCUUCGCUCUAAUCAUCCAUGAAGGACCUUCAGUGUUCCGUAUCUUUAACCGGUGGCAGGCUGUCAACCAGCAGUGGAAGGUUCUCAACUACGACAAGACCACUGACAGUGAGAACCUGAAGACAGCAGCCACAGUGCGGACUCUCUCUCAGCCUCAGUCUAGCCAGAGAAACCAGGCUGGGACAGGAUUAGGACCCUCCUCUGCCACCUCCCCUCUGGCUGCUGCCACCACAGCACCGGACUUAGCUACAGCAUCACCAACCACAGGGAUUGGGCUGGUCACACAGGGUUCCACUGAGCAGGCCAGGGGGACAGCUGGACCAGACCAACACUGUGCUGCCUACAAUAUCCUCCACCUUCUCAGCCACCUGAGGCAGCCAGAGGCCCACGGCUACCCCAGCCACAGCACCCGGGAGCUGGUCAUGAGAGUCACUACAGUCUGAGGCUCUGACUGAGGCCUUGUCAAGGAGAGAUUUGACAUUGAAAUGGAAGGCCUUGGUCUAAAAUGACCAACAAUGUUUAAAAUGCACCAUUGAUGACCUUAAAGACAGUGUGUGUGUGGGGGGGGGGUCAUUAAAAAAAAUGAAACAUAAAAAACAUGAUUCCCCCUGUGGAAACAUCAGUGGGGGGGUGUCUCUGUAUAUAUUAAAGCCCUUUUGUGUGGUAAAACUCAUUCUGAUUGGCUGAGCUCCCCAGUGGGUGGGCCUAUGCCCUCCCUGACCCACCCAUUGCUGAGCCCCUGCCCAGUCAUGUGAAAUCCAUAGAUUAGGGACUAAAACAUUUAUUUCAAUUGACUGAUUUCCUGAUAUGAAGUGUAACUCAGUAAACUCUUUGAAAUUGUUGCAUGUUAGCUUUCCUAUUUUUGUUCAGUUUAUUAGACUGGAGUGGAUGAACACGUGUAGGUAGUCUACAAGAGACUACAGGAGACUCUACAGGAGACUCUACAGGAGACUCAAGGAGACUCUACAGGAGACUACAGGAGACUCUACAGGAGACUCUACAGGAGAAUACAGGAGACUCUACAAGAGACUCUACAGGAGACUACAGGAGACUCUACAGGAGACUCUACAGGAGACAACAGGAGACUCUACAGGAGACUCUACAGGAGACUACAGGAGACUCUACAGGAGACUCUACAGGAGACUACAGGAGACUCUACAGGAGACUACAGGAGACUCCAGGAGACUCUACAGGAGACUCUACAGGAGACUACAGGAGACUCUACAGGAAACUACAGGAGACUACAGGAGACUACAGGAGACUCUACAGGAGACUCUACAGGAGACUACAGGAGACUCUACAGGAGACUACAGGAGACUCCACAGGAGACUCCACAUGAGACUCUACAGGACACUACAGGAGACUCUACAGGAGACUUUUGAAGCAUCUCCAUCAUAUUAAACUGUUGUGACAGGUUGUGUUUGUCACAUAAAUGCUAAUACGUUUCAUUUUAAAAGUUAAAUGACACAUAUUUAGGCUAUAUUGAAGCGUUAUUCAAAUGACAUUUUCACUGCAGUUUACAGUCUAGAGUAUAAUUGUACUCACUAGAAAACAAUAAUGCAAUAUGCAUUGUAUUGUGGUGCUGUAGGUGUUCGAAUCAGUGCGACCUGCACAUUCAUUAAUUCAGAACCUAUUUUUUAAGAGUCUAAAAUCCUGAUUUGGUCAAACAGUAAAGUACAUUAUCCUCAUAUA
Oncorhynchus kisutch (coho salmon) is the source of this 3080-nucleotide messenger RNA. RefSeq names its product membrane associated ring-CH-type finger 4b (gene marchf4b). The transcript is spliced from 4 exons. Gene Ontology annotation, biological process: protein ubiquitination. The record is from RefSeq and is a predicted model, not a curated record. NCBI's taxonomy places the organism in Eukaryota, Metazoa, Chordata, Actinopteri, Salmoniformes, Salmonidae. Bases 617 to 1831 code for a protein of 404 amino acids. Gene Ontology annotation, molecular function: ubiquitin-protein transferase activity; zinc ion binding.